Messenger RNA from Dermacentor silvarum, 1017 nucleotides. Its product is annotated as solute carrier family 22 member 5. Gene Ontology annotation, cellular component: membrane. The transcript has 3 exons. Gene Ontology annotation, biological process: transmembrane transport. NCBI's taxonomy places the organism in Eukaryota, Metazoa, Arthropoda, Arachnida, Ixodida, Ixodidae. The record is from RefSeq and is a predicted model, not a curated record. Gene Ontology annotation, molecular function: transmembrane transporter activity. The coding region runs from base 1 to 1017 and encodes 338 amino acids.
AUGGCUGCCUCCGUGAGCCUGGCCACGGCCCUUUCUCCCGUGUUUGUCGUCGCUGUGAGGGAGAUGUCCUCAACCUGGCGAAUGAUGCACGCCAUGCUACUGGUACCAGCGCUAUUGCUAACGUUCCUGGUGUGCAUCAUCGAGGAGUCGCCCCACUGGUGCCUAUACAACAACAUGUUCGACGACGCCGAGCGCAUCGCCAUGUGGGCUGCUCGUCUCAACCUCGAGGACCCGGACCUCGUGCGCGACCGACUCGACCGGAUCCGCAAGGACGCCGAGUCGCACGGAGACGGGGCGGCGUUCCGGUCCGCGAGGCUUUUACGCUACAUCACGUCGGUGCACAUGCGGUCACGCUGCUUCGCCCUGUUCGGAUGUUGGUUCUUCGUGUACAUCGCCUACUACGCACGUGACUACGAGAACCUCGCUCCGUGGGCCGAGCUUCAAGCGGCGGAGUGGUUCGUGGUGACCGGCAACUUCCCGGCCAUGGCUGCCGCAUACAGCGUGACGCGGCGGCACAGCGGCUUGCGUUCCGUAGUUCCCCUGUUGGCCGCAUGCUCCAUGAUGUCGGCGCUGCAGUCGGCCCUGGUCGCCAUAGGUGGCCGCUCGUUGCUGCUUAUGACCUACUGCAGCUCCGUGCUCAUUCUCAAUGUCGCCUACGUCGCACUGGUGGUGCACACUGUUGACGCGUUCCCUACUCCAGUGCGAAGCCUUGGAUACUCCGGUGCGUUCAUGUCCGGCCGUAUCGGAGCCAUGAUGGGUGCGCUGUUCCGGGAGUUCGAGUCUAUGCCCCUACCUGUUAGCAUGAUGCCCACGGCUGUGACGUCACUGGGUCUCCUCGCCUUUGCGGCGUCCGCUGUGCUUGUUCCGCCGACUCCGAAGGAGUUGAUCGCGGACGAAGGUUCACCGGUUGUUUUGGACACGUCGGCAGUAGCGACGGUGUCAAAAGGCAGCCCGAUGUCCUGGAGGGUGCACAAGAGGCAGUCUCCUACGGCGUCGCUGCAUUCGGAGCGUAAAUGA